GACAAGCAAUAAAAUCUCCAAAAGACAACAUAAGGGAUAUAGUUGCCUUGAAUGAAUAGUAAACAAGGAUAAACAAUGCACAUGAUUAAUGUAAAUAUUAAUAUCAAAUUAUACUGGGUACCUACAAGUUCAAACACAUUAAGUAUUACAACAAUUAAUAAGAAACAUUACGAUUAUCAUCCAUCGUACGACAAUAAUUAGUUAAUAGUGUAUGAUUAGGUAAUAUUAUAAUUAAAUAAUGAUUUUCCAAUCAUGACUCGAAACAAUAUAUAAGACUUCAUGAGUUGGUUGCUCUUAGUCGUUUUGUGGGUCGCUGUGAUUGAUAACAUGAUAAAACAUUUGUUACAAAACUGUGAUCAAGAUAGUUCUAGUAUGCAGAGUGUUGGUGAUUUCAUUACAAUGGAUUUUAAUAUGAAAAUGAUGGAUCGUCCCCAGCAUCAUAGCCCCAAAAAAGUGAAAAGGUUUAGAAGUGCAUUUACAACGGAUCAAGUUAAUUAUUUAGAGAAACAAUUCAAGAAGUUUCCUUACAUAGGCAACGCUCAUCGUAAAGAAGUGGCCCUAUCUCUAAAUAUUCCCGAAAGAGCUGUGAAAAUCUGGUUCCAAAAUCGACGAAUGAAAGAGAAAAAAGAUGGUUCUAAUAAGGAAUUUGAUAUUUUACAAAGUAUUCCAAAGUCUUUGGAAUUCGCUAAAAGUCAAUUAAAUAAUGCGAGUGUGGUAUCAGCUAAUGAUCAACAAAUGCGAUCAUUACCAUUACUGAAUGAUGUAAACCAAUCAAGUUAUGAUAACGACAUGGUCAAAGCCAAAUUUACAAAUGAUAUGUCUGUAGUUGCAGACCCGGGAAUCAAUAAUACAAAAGUGAAAGUUGCUCCUGUAUCUCAACAUGUUGUAACAACUAAAGUGGUUCAUCCACCUCCUGUGUUUUUAAACAAUGGACAUUUGAACCAAGAUCCUAGAACACCUAGUGUCAAUCUAGAUCUAUGUAAGAAGCUUCAGACGGAGCCGUUCAAACCAUACAUCGAGCCUGCGCUAAAGAAGGAAACAAUUGAACCAAAGAAGUUUGAAUCAAUAAGUCCAAUAGAGCAGACUGCACCAGAAGACUUAUCAGCGAGUAGAAAACCUAUUUAUUCUCCAAUGAUACAACCUCCUUACACUAACGCUGGUUAUGUAUCUAUAACGCCAACGGUAUCGCCGUUUUACGCUCAACCAUACAUAUCUGCAAGUGGUGUUGUUUGGAAACCAGUCAGUGUAUUACCUGUGGUUCCUUCUCCAGCCACUCAAGGCAGUACAGUGUAUGAUAUGCCAGAUAGUACUGCGAACAGAUCAUGUAACUGUGAUUGUCAUGCUAACUCUCAAAUGUCUUACAAUUAUCCCCAACAGUCAUCUCCAAGAUACAUUAUUACUAGUAUGCCAUUUCAGAAUCCCAGCACUAAGUUCUAAAAUACAUUUACUUGUAAUGGUUUUAAUAAUACAUCUCUAGUCUGUUAUAGACGUAGUAUGUUUUUAAGGAGUGUUAUUUGUGAUUCUAAAUCCCUUGUAUAUAUUUGACUUGUAUUUUUGUGUGUAAAAGUAUGAAUAAAACCAAACUAUUUCAUUGUGUAAUUCUUUAUUUUAAAUUCAUUAAAUAUUUAUAACAAAAUCAUAACACUAAUAGGUAGUUGACACUAUAUUUCUAAUUUAUUAUACGCUAGAAAGGUCUACAUUUUCAAACACACGUAGGUUAUAUUAAUAUCUACAAAGAAAUAGGUUACAAAGACUUAAGAUAAAAUAUUGAAAAAAUAACAAGAAGCAGAAGAAA
Trichoplusia ni (cabbage looper) is the source of this 1795-nucleotide messenger RNA. RefSeq lists its product as uncharacterized. Lineage: Eukaryota; Metazoa; Arthropoda; Insecta; Lepidoptera; Noctuidae. Gene Ontology annotation, molecular function: DNA-binding transcription factor activity, RNA polymerase II-specific; DNA binding. The transcript has 2 exons. The record is from RefSeq and is a predicted model, not a curated record. Gene Ontology annotation, biological process: regulation of DNA-templated transcription. The coding region runs from base 280 to 1437 and encodes 385 amino acids.